AUGGGGAUAGGAACUAUUUCAAAUGAAUCAGAAGGAUUUCGUUGGAGUCAAGAAUCUGCUCGGGCUGGAAACAUUGAUACAAUCUAUAAUAUUGGUUGUUGUUAUGAUGGUAAAGGGGUUAUUGUGGUUAUGGAAAAUCAAACCGUAACAUUUGAAUGGUAUAAAAAAGCUGCGGAAAGUGAUGAUAAUGAUGGUCAAUGCAUGAUUGGAAAAUGCUUUUAUGGAGGGUAUGGGAUUAAAAGGGACAUUGUAAAAGCUAUAUUUUGGUUAAAUAAAACGAAGGAAAAGGGAAAUACGGACGCUAAUAGAUUAUUAGAAAUAAUAGAAUUAGAAAGAAUAAGCAUUUCAGCCAAUAAAAUAGCCCAUGCGCUAUAA
This is a messenger RNA of Diversispora eburnea, 375 nucleotides long. NCBI's taxonomy places the organism in Eukaryota, Fungi, Glomeromycota, Glomeromycetes, Diversisporales, Diversisporaceae. The record is from the annotation of a GenBank genome assembly.